AUGAGCAUAACCAAGCUCACCUCUUCUGCUCAAGAAUGCUGGUGCUGGCUCCACUUCCAAAUUCCUACCAUUGCAUCAUUCAUAAAUGGAUCCAAUCAUGAGCUGCCCAUGAUGACCUAUACAACUGUGAGUCCACAAGAGAUCAGCCAGUGGGCACAUUGCACUCUCAUUGUCCACUCACCCUCACAUAUCAACCUUGACCAAUUGCGGGUCAAUGAGGGCCAAAAGAAGGUCCCUUCAUCUGACGGAGACCAGGCAUGGAUGCACCUUGUCCCUGGUGAAAUUGCCAAUGGGACGGUCUCCAAAUUCGGGCUGCUAUUCCAUACACAUCACACACCAUUCGAUGGCACAGGAUUAAAGAUCAUCGGAAACAAGCUGGAAAACCUCCCUCCUGCAGCCUACAACAUACUAAAUUCCAAUGAACCCCUUCCUAUUUCACCAAAUUCACCAGAGGAACCUUCCUUUGACCACAAGUACUACAAGUCCCUUGGAAGUGUCCUUGCCAGCUUCAGCGUGGCAGCGAAGGAUAUGUACAGAUUUAGAGCUUGCCAAAAAGAUACAGAGUGGCCAAAGACAUGUUGUGCUGAGGUUCUCUUAAUGAGGGAAGAAUCAGGAGGAAUUCUAACUGCCUCAAAGAUCUCUGGGUUCACACUUACACACCUUGCCCAUUCUGCAUUAGCAAUGGUCAUCAUAGCUGAUAAUCCACCCAAUUUGGCAUCUUUGUCACAUUACUUGAACAACAUGUCUCUGGCUAAUCUCUGA
Messenger RNA from Suillus subalutaceus, 762 nucleotides. RefSeq lists its product as uncharacterized. The transcript has 4 exons. The record is from RefSeq and is a predicted model, not a curated record. The coding region runs from base 1 to 762 and encodes 253 amino acids. Lineage: Eukaryota; Fungi; Basidiomycota; Agaricomycetes; Boletales; Suillaceae.